Messenger RNA from Macroventuria anomochaeta, 712 nucleotides. RefSeq lists its product as uncharacterized. The coding region runs from base 55 to 654 and encodes 199 amino acids. The record is from RefSeq and is a predicted model, not a curated record. NCBI's taxonomy places the organism in Eukaryota, Fungi, Ascomycota, Dothideomycetes, Pleosporales, Didymellaceae. The transcript has a single exon.
CUCAAAUCACCGCAUCAGCACCCAUCGCGAACUCAAUUGCCAUCACCGCCCACAAUGGAGCCCUCAAUCCUCGUGCGCCAACUGCUUCGUACACCAGCGUCCUGCCGCACAACUCUCGUCGCGACCCGCAACUUCUCUCUCGCACCCUCCCUCCCACACGCACGCUUCCUAUCCACCCCAACAAUCCUCCGCCCCAGCUUCUGGGCUUCCAUGAUCCCCAAACCCCUAAAAGACCGCGGCUCCGCCCCCAAAUCGCGCGGGUGGAAUCCCGCGACGCCCUACAUAAUCCUAUCACUCCUCGUCGGCUCACAAGCGAUCCAAAUUCUGUGGCUGAAGCAAGAGCGUGCGCACAGUCUGCACAAAGCGGAGGCGAAGAUCGGCUUGUUGAGGGAGGUGAUUGAGCGCGUGCAGAAUGGGGAGGAUGUCGAUGUGGAGAAGGUGUUGGGGACGGGGGACGAGGGGAGUGAGAGGGAGUGGGCGGAGGUGCUGAGGGAGGUUAAGGAGGAGGAGGCGUUGUUUCAGAGUCGGAAGAAAAGGAGGGCGCUGAGAGAGGAAGCGGCGCGGGAGGAGAGGGAGCAGGCGGGUGUUCAUGAUGAGAAGAAAGAGAAGGGAGUGGCAAAGGUCGAGAGUAUUGGGGGAGUCAAGUUUUAUUAGAAGGAUGGGGUCGUAAAGUCCUAAGGUCGUCAUCGUUAAUACACAGUCCUCGCCAGCA